AUGGCGGGGCAGUCCAGGAAGUGGAUGAUCUUGGCCGCCACCAUCUGGAUUCAGGCCUUCACCGGCACCAACUUCGACUUCUCCGACUACUCCUCUUCCUUGAAGUCCGUCCUCAGCUUCUCCCAGCUCCAACUCAACUACCUCGCCACCGCCAACGACAUGGGCAAGUUCUUCGGCUGGUCCUCCGGCCUCGCUCUCAUGUACCUCCCUCUCUCCGUCGUCAUGUUCAUCGCCUCCUCCAUGGGUCUCCUCGGCUACGGCCUCCAGUGGCUCGCCAUCAACAACCUCAUCACCCUGCCUUAUUACCUGUUCUUUCUUCUGAGCUUGUUGAGUGGCUGUAGCAUCUGUUGGUUCAACACAGUGUGCUUUGUUCUCUGCAUUAGGAAUUUUCCAGUUAACAGACCCCUUGCAUUGUCACUCACAGUGAGUUUCAAUGGUGUAAGUGCAGCACUCUACACACUUGCUGCCAAUUCAAUAGACCCUUCAUCUGAUUCACUGUACCUGCUCUUGAAUGCCAUUGUGCCAGUUCUCACUUCCCUUGCAGCUCUAGUCCCAAUUCUUCUCCAACCUCCUAUAGACACUCUCUCUAGAUCUCCAGAUGCUGCUCACAAAAACUCAGUGAUAUUUCUAGUACUCAACUUCCUAGCCGUUUUCACUGGCAUUUACCUCCUCCUCUUUGGCUCGUCAACUUCUGAUGAAGCCACCUCGAGGCUCUACUUUGGUGGGGCCAUUUUCCUCCUCAUAUCCCCACUGUGCAUCCCUGGCACCAUCUAUGCUCGAGUUUGGUUUCACAAUGCCAUCCAUUCCAGCUUUCAGAUGGAAGGCUCUGGAUUCAUUCUUGUUCAUGUUGAUGAUCUUGAGCUUCAUAAGGAACUCCUCUCCCGUCAGAAUAGUUCUCUCAGUCUCAGCAAUGGAGAUGGUCACGGCCUGCUGGGUGAGAACGGAUAUGGAAGUCAGAGGGAAAAAACCGGUGAUUUGGGUUGUGACAAGUUGCUUGGUCAUAAUCAGUUGGCAAUUCUAGGAGAAGAGCACACUGCUGCAGUGCUACUCCAGAGAUUGGAUUUCUGGCUCUAUUAUGUUGUGUACUUCUGUGGUGGCACAAUUGGUCUUGUCUACAGCAACAAUCUGGGACAGAUAGCUCAAUCUUUAGGCCUGAGUUCAAGUAUAUCUACCCUUGUCACACUAUACUCAACAUUUUCUUUCUUUGGUCGCUUGCUUUCAGCUAUGCCAGACUACAUUCGAAACAAGUUCUACUUUGCAAGAACCGGAUGGCUAUUAAUUGGUCUUGUUCCAACCCCUGUCGCGUUUAUAUUUCUAGCUGCAUCAGGCAGUGCGGCAGCAGUUAAAGUAGGUACUGCACUGAUUGGUCUGAGUUCUGGUUUCAUAUUCGCAGCAGCAGUGGCAGUAACAUCGGAGCUAUUCGGACCCAACAGUGUGAGUGUCAAUCACAACAUUCUCAUAACAAACAUCCCAAUUGGGUCUAUUCUCUAUGGCUUUCUGGCUGCAGAGAUCUACGACGCCAAUGCGUACUCAAUCCCGGGUGACUUAGUGGGUGACACACUGGUGUGCAUGGGAAGGAAAUGCUACUUCUGGACAUUUGUGUGGUGGGGAGGAAUGUCUGUCCUAGGACUUGCUUCUAGUGUGUUGUUGUUCUUGAGAACCAAACACGCGUAUGAUCAUUUUGAGAGACACCGUAGGAGUAUUUCAACGGAAGCAGUUGUAUCUUAA
This is a messenger RNA of Sphenostylis stenocarpa, 1728 nucleotides long. The record is from the annotation of a GenBank genome assembly. Lineage: Eukaryota; Viridiplantae; Streptophyta; Magnoliopsida; Fabales; Fabaceae.